AUGCAUGAUAGUGUUGCUGUUUCUCCAAGAAAUGUCAAGGGAUCUCUUAAAAGAAGAGAUGAGAUGGCUCUGAAGGUCAGUAAUUUGAUGAAACGUGAUGGUUAUGCCUUUCAAGUUCCUGAGACAUUUACACCAGAAAGCAUUGAGGCACCUAAACCUAACAUUUGGGCCCCUUUGACCGUGAACGAAACAAAAAGUGCUUAUACUAUACUUAAGGAUAAGUUUAACUUGACAGCAUCUGAAAAUGCCACUCUUUAUGACAAUUAUGUGGUUUGGAUUACCCUAAUCAACCCAAAUAAAACAGAUGCGUUGGACUUCUUAGAGGGUAACAAAACAGCCCCCUUGAGAUAUGCUAGGGCUGUGAUUUUCUUUGGUGGUGAAGACUUUGCUAAAGAAGAUGAACCUAUUGGUUAUUGGCAAACCUACCAAGUUGGACCCUUACUUGCUGAAAACCAAGAUAUCGAAGUAGUGAAGAUGGACUGGGCUUUCACUAAGAGUCAUUUUUCUUAUAUGCAAGGUUAUAGGGACAAUCUUAGAUGGAAUCUUGAUUUCGCCUUUUACGAAGAAUUGUUCCAAACAGAUAUGGUUAAAGAGCUCUCAGAAGAUCUCAUUGGCGUGCCAGCUUAUGGUCUGGAAAACUCUACUAUGGAGGUUUGGAAUUGUGACCCCUUGAUCUUUGAUAAGGAAACCAACUCUCUUUUCUCGUGGGGGACUGUAUUCCUUGAUAACAAAUGGAGUGCUGGUGAUAUUUUGCCUACUGGUCUUUUUAUCAAGACUAACGUUACUGGUCGUGAUGUUUCUGACUUCAGUGUUGUACAGUGGGUCUACAACAAUGUGGCAUAUAAUACCACUGAGGAGUUUUAUGAAGCUUGGAAAAGUGAAGAAUUUGUUAAGUUACCCCAAGCUCCUCAAGAACAAGAAUGGACUAACCCUGGUAGAGCUGAAGGAGCGGAAACCAGACCUUUGGAUGAAAAGACCUCACCCAUUGUGGUUGAGCCUGAAGGACGUAGAUGGCAGUUCAGUGAGGAAGAUAGAUACUUUACUUGGAUGGAUUGGAGUUUCUACAUUUCAUAUAGUAGGGAUGGUGGGGUACUGUUUUUUGAUGUCAAGUUCAAGGGUGAAAGAAUCUUAUAUGAAUUGGCAUUACAAGAAGCAAUCGCAGAAUAUGCUGGUGAUGAUCCAUUCCAAGCCAACACUGCCUAUUUGGAUACAUCUUAUGGUUGGGGUAACAAUGCUUAUGGAUUGAUUCCUGGCUACGAUUGUCCUGCUAACGCUGUAUAUUUCAAUUCUACUUGGAAUACCGAUGGUAAAAACCAUUACCAGAAUAACACUUACUGUGCUUAUGAAGCAGUAGAAGACUAUCCUAUCACUCGUCAUACUUCUAGAAAGUAUGUUUCUGUUGCCAAGGCUCCUUCUUUUAAUAUAAGAUUUGUUGCAACCAUUGGUAACUACGAUUAUAACUUCAAUUACAAAUUUUUCAUGGAUGGUACAUUAAAGGUUUCUGUUAGAGCUGCUGGUUUCAUUCAAGGUGCCUAUUACAACCCAGAGACUGGAGGAGACUUUGGAUACAAGAUUCAAGAUGUUCUUUCUGGUUCUUUUCAUGACCAUGUGAUCAACUUUAAGGCUGACUUUGAUAUUGGUGGAACUGAGAACAGAGUUACUAAUGUGGCACUUAAAGCAGCUAAUAGAACGUUCCCAUGGGAUCCAAAUACGGUUUACAACACCAAGAUCAAGGAGAGAUCCAUAUAUGAUAUUGAAACAUCGUUGAAUCUUGCUGAUACAGGGGUUUUAUUGGUGGAAAGUGCCAACCAAAACAAUACUUGGGGGAACCCCAAAGCUUACAGAAUUGAAGGCUCUCUUGGACACAGAAUUGCUGAGAAGGCAGUUAAAUUAGCCGAGAAUGCCAACUGGGCUGAUCAUGAUCUUCAUUUCACCAGACAAAAAGAUACUGAAUAUACUUCUAGCGGUGUUUUCAAUGCCAAUAGUGUUUUUGAACCACAGGUGAAUUUCAGCGACUUUUUGGAUGAAGAAAGCAUUGAUGGUGAAGAUGUAGUUUGUUGGUUCAACUUGGCUUUACACCAUUUGCCCAACACUCAAGAUAUUCCUGGUACAAUUUUCACCACUGCAGAAUCCAACUUUGUAAUGACUCCUUACAAUUACUUUGACUCUGAGCAAUCUCGUGAUACAAGACAGCAAUUCUUGUUUCUGACAAAUGAAAAGUCUUUUGACUUCUUUGGGACAGAGUUACAGGAUACACUUUAUUCAAUUAAUCAACUUGACGUCAACUCCUUUAACUAUGAAGGUAUUGAAUUUGGAAAGGAUACCACUAACCUUCCAUCAAAUUGA
Molecule: messenger RNA, 2346 nt
Organism: Lizanozyma spartinae
Lineage: Eukaryota; Fungi; Ascomycota; Pichiomycetes; Serinales; Debaryomycetaceae
Exons: 2
Coding region: 1-2346 (781 amino acids)
Biological process (GO): carbon fixation; amine metabolic process
Cellular component (GO): plasma membrane
Molecular function (GO): quinone binding; primary methylamine oxidase activity; copper ion binding
Source: RefSeq, a predicted model, not a curated record